Malus domestica (apple) is the source of this 1220-nucleotide messenger RNA. RefSeq lists its product as uncharacterized. Lineage: Eukaryota; Viridiplantae; Streptophyta; Magnoliopsida; Rosales; Rosaceae. Gene Ontology annotation, cellular component: eukaryotic translation initiation factor 3 complex; cytoplasm. Gene Ontology annotation, molecular function: translation initiation factor activity. The record is from RefSeq and is a predicted model, not a curated record.
AAUGGAGAGUGAAAAGAUGGCCUCCGCUAAGUUGUGGUCGAGUUGGGCACAGUGACAGCCAGCCGAGAAGGAAGAAUACUGGGAGAAUUAGGGUUUCACAGAAAGAGCCGCAGACUCUUCUCACCACCUGAUCAAUCAAUCGCGCGUCUUCCAUUGCUAAGGAUUAAUUCUUUGUUUCGCCGAAAAAUCGGUAAUUUGAUACAAGAAUCGCCAAAUUAGAUGGAGGACUGGGAAGAGGAGAAAGUUCCAGCUCUCCUUGCUAAGGACAAACCGAUACAUAAAUGGGAUGACGAAGAUGUGGAUGAAAAUGAUAUUACGGAGUCAUGGGAGGAUUUAGAUGAACCUGCUCCUCUGGAACCUGCAGCAAAGCCUGUUGCUGAGAAGGCACCUAAGAAACCUGCAACAAAACCUGCUGCAAAAGCUACAGAAAAGAAAGGAAAAACCGUUGAAGUAGAAAAGGAAGAGCCACUGGAUCCUGUGGCUGAGAAACUUCGCCAACAAAGGCUGGUGGAAGAAGCAGAUUAUAAGUCCACUAAAGAAUUGUUUUCCAGUGGAGGCAAUGAAAAAAACAUUGACAAUUUCAUUCCGAAAUCCGAAAGUGACUUCCUGGAAUAUGCAGAACUUAUUUCACAUAAACUUCGUCCAUUUGAGAAAAGUUUCCAUUAUAUUGGUCUACUCAAGGCAGUAAUGAGACUGUCAAUGACUUCGUUGAAAGGAGCAGAUGCAAAGGAAGUUGCAUCUUCCAUUACAGCAAUUGCAAAUGAGAAGAUAAAAGCAGAGAAGGAAGCAAAUGCUGGCAAAAAGAAGACAGGUGCCAAGAAAAAGCAGCUAAUUGUUGAUAAGGCGGAUGAUGAUAUAGCUGUUGAGGGCUAUGAUCAACUCGAUGAUUAUGAUUUUAUGUGAGUGUUUUGAUGUAGCGAGUUUUUAUCAAAAGGCAGUAAAGGAACACGUAUUUUCAACAUUGAAGUAGGGAGAAAGAUUCUGCGGGCACCCCCUCAACAGAGAUUGAUUGGUACGAGUGUUAUGUAUUUUGUCGAAUAAGAGUUUCAGAUAUCGUUUUUUUUUCCUCAUAUGAUGGUCAAUUUUGUCGGUUACGGAUGCUACAUGCUCUGCAUUUUGCUGCGCAUACUUGAGCUCAUGGGAGUCAUUGGCUUGUCAAAUUUAUGGCUACGGUUGCAAAAGAUUUGCCCUUUAUUCAUCUUGUUCUCCCAUUUGUUUCA